AUGCAAAGGCAGAAGCAGAUGCAAAGUCCUCCAAAGCACCGGCAUGAUGGGACUUCUCCUCUUCCUUUGGGAAUGGAUUGGAGCCCUCCUCCUAAAAAAUGGAACGGGCAGGAAACUGUUUGGCCGCAUGAUCCUCAAACGGGAUGGAGUUAUUGCGUUACCAUUCCUUCCUGGGUUAUCCGUCCGAAAUCAAAGGAUUCCGACCCCAUAGUGUUUUACAGGGUUCUGAUUGGCUUGCAAUCACCAGAAGGUUUUACGACGACUCGAUACGUGUUAAGAAGAUUUAAUGAUUUCUUGAAGUUUGUUUCUGCUCUCAAAACUGCUUUUCCCCGGAAGAGUCUACCACCGGCACCUCCAAAGGGUCUUCUUCGAAUGAAAACAAGAGCGCUGUUGGAAGAGAGACGGCGUUUGUUGGAAGAAUGGAUUACAAGAUUGCUAUCAGAUAUUGAUGUAUCAAGAAGCUUUGUUGUUGCGUCAUUUCUGGAAUUGGAAGCUGCUGCUAGGUCUUCAUUCCGAGAUGAGAAUCUGCAGUCAUCUCCAGCAAUUACUUCUCCAAAUAGUGCUUCAAUUUCCUCAUCUCAAGUGCAUCUUAAUUCAAAUUUGUCUACUCUGCCUGGUAGUUCUUCAGUGACAUCUGAUUAUGGUAGUGACACUGCAUAUGAGGCAUCUGAGGUUGGAACUGCAAGCCUUGGUCAAGAUAACAAUUCUGAGAUUGGGAUAGAGGAUUUGUCUCUAGAUGAAGAGUUGACUAGCCCAAUAGAUAAGUUUAUGAAGUAUGGCAUGUCCAAUAUUGACGAAGGCUUGUUUAUGGGACAGGCUAUACUAGAGCAACUCGAGGGUUUCCCUAGUAAACAUAAGUUGCCUGCUGGAGCUGUUCAAAAUGCCCUACGUAGUGAUAGCAAUAAUGAAAAUGGCUUCCAUGGUCGAGAAAUCUCUGCUGAGGGCUCUGAAAGUGAUGUUAGCUCUCAAAAGGGCAGUGAAUCUCCAAGUCUAGCAACGCGAAGUGUAUUUGAAAAUGGGGCUGACUUCUCAAGAACACCUGACGUUCUUGGAAACUUAGAUUUACGUCUGCCAGAUGAUGUGCAUUUGGUGCUUCCACAAGAUCAAGGCCAGAAAAUGAAUAGGGUACUUGCAACCAUGCAGAGGAGACUUGUUACUGCUAGGACUGACAUGGAGGAUCUUAUAUCCAGGUUAAAUCAGGAAAUUGCUGUGAAAGAGUAUCUCACAACCAAGGUCAAGGAUUUAGACGUGGAGCUUGAAGCUACUAAACAAAAGAGUAAAGAAAAUAUUGAGCAAGCUAUUCUAAUUGAACGAGAAAGAGUUACACAAAUGCAGUGGGAUAUGGAAGAACUUAAGCGGAAGUCACUGGAAUUGGAACUGAAAUUGAACUCCGAGCAGGGUAAUAAGGUUGAGACUAUGCAAACUAGCUUCGAGAAUAAAGAUGUACUGCAGGAGUUAGAUCUUAAAAGACAGCAGCUCGACGACUUAACAAAGCAAUAUCAAGAGCUUGAACUGAAGUCAAAAGCAGAUAUCAAAGUUCUUGUCAAAGAGGUCAAAUCUCUUAGAAGUUCUCAAGCACAGAUGAAGCAGCAGCUUAAUGAAUCGAUUGAAGGAAAAUCUGCUGUUGAGAUACUAUUGCAACAAGAAAGGCAUAAAAAUGAACGCAUGAGGGCCGCAUGUGGAAAUCUUCUGGAGAAAUGUGCAACUCUUUUUGAGCAGCUUCAAAACUGUGAUGUUGAUUUUUUGAAAAAUGUCGAAGCUGAUCAACUCGUGAAUUUUCCAUCAUCAUCGGACGCAUUGGAGCGCACUGUAAAAUCUGAUGAUCAAAUUGAUAUGCUCCUCACUGAGGUUCAGCAGUUGCCUCUGGGUGCUGCAGAUGAUGCUUCAUCGGCUUCUGCUCCUGCUGAUGAAACAAACAGUUCAGAUGAUGAUGAUGACGUAGCUCAACUGAAUCGAGACUUGAGGAAGAUGGCAGUAAGAAUUUUGGCCGAUAACUGUAGUUUGAGAAAAAAGAUGAAUUCGGUUAGUCGUAGGGCUUUGAGAUUGCAACAGUUGUCUGAACACAACAAAUGA
Molecule: messenger RNA, 2073 nt
Organism: Oldenlandia corymbosa var. corymbosa
Lineage: Eukaryota; Viridiplantae; Streptophyta; Magnoliopsida; Gentianales; Rubiaceae
Source: the annotation of a GenBank genome assembly